Bipolaris sorokiniana ND90Pr is the source of this 1792-nucleotide messenger RNA. RefSeq lists its product as uncharacterized. The coding region runs from base 315 to 1448 and encodes 377 amino acids. The record is from RefSeq and is a predicted model, not a curated record. The transcript has a single exon. NCBI's taxonomy places the organism in Eukaryota, Fungi, Ascomycota, Dothideomycetes, Pleosporales, Pleosporaceae.
CCUCCAUCUCUCUUGCAUCUCCUCUCGACACUUGUUCCAUCAUCCACCCACACACCUGUACAUGCUGCUUGUACAUACUGUUAAGCAGUUUCCUGUCGACGUCUCACGUGAAGUGGUUUUCAACUUGCUCUCGCUCUGCUGCCUUCUGUUACAACUCCCGUAGCGUUCCUGGCAUUAGCUCGCGCCUUCACCCUGGUUGCAUACUACCCGCCUGGACCCCGCCUCACCCCACUCGAAAGCCUACCAUCACCUUUGGCACCACCACCCAUCAUACAAACAUACCCCCCCCCCUCUGGCCAUCACCUUCGACAGCCAUGGCGGAGUUUAAUGAUAUGCCGGCAGAGAUACGCAACAUGAUUUACGAGCCACUACUUUCCCAGUCGCAUUCCCAAAACACUGUUGAGCGGCUCCGCAGCAAUAACGCAUUCUCCCUGUUCACUGUUUCCAAGCAAAUCCACGACGAAACAACAUCCUACUUUUAUCAAAACAACAACAUCAAAAUCUACACGCCGUCGCAGACAACUGAGACUGCUACUAUUCUCCCUCCCAUCGCCGAUAGGUAUCUUCGGUUUCUCGGCCGCGUCAGAGUGCUGGCCACGAUCGCCACUGCAGAGUCAACCACGCACACCAAAGUAGCCGGCACUAUCGCAUCCCUAGCGAAUAUCGGUGCAAAGUUCGAAGAUGUUCACAUCUUCAUCAACUCCUCGCUCUCUCGGCUAGUUAAUAAAAUGGUCGAUGACUCGAUCCUGGACGCCGAUCAUCCAAUCAUCGUUGCCUUGCAGAAGUUACUCGGUUCUGGGGUCGCUGAGGUUGUGCGUCUUUCUCUCCCUGGCGCUUGGUUAACGCCCAGUGUCGCUCAGCAUCUCAAGAGCCAAUAUGGAGAUCGUAUUCUCUUCAUUGGCCGAGAUGGAUCACCCUGUGAUGCGGCAUGUAUAGAGAAGUCAAAGACCGGUGUCCAUGUAACCAGGCACAUGGCUACACUAGGCCUUGACAAAGAAGCCAUGGAACACGCCUAUUCUGACGACGAAGACGAAUUCGACCAACCAACUCCUUCCUCCGUUCCAUCAUCAUUCGGCUCAGCGUUGGCAGAUCUGGAUACGUUCUCGGUCACAAGAUACGAGACCAGCCCCGAAGAUGCUAAGAAUGAUGACUCAACGGGUGACUCUGCAGGUGGCGACUCUUUCUUUUCCGAAGCCGACCUAGAAGAGUGGGCAACCUCCGGUGAAAAUGGUGUGCAAGAGGAGCCGUCACAACCUGAGGACGUUGAUGUCGACGACGACGAGCUUGACGAAGAGCUUGACGACAUGUCCGACGAUGGGUUUGAUACCAUCAUGGGUAACAUGGACGAUAUGGCGCAUCACAUAGCGAACGAGGCGGAUAUCACAUACCUGGUCAAUUUUGCACCGGAGCUGCUCCAGGUUGGACACAAUCUUGAUCACUUGAUGUAAGUGUCGGUAUGACUUGAAGUCGUAUCGCAUUUGCCCAAGGGGAACUAUAUAUGACGGCUUCGUGUAUGUAUCACGGCCAUCAUUGUUUACUUUCUUACUACGGUUCUUUUUACUACAGACUCUAUCUGGUGUUCACAGCAUUCUUGGGCAUAUUCGGCGUCUGGCGACUAUCCCACAUUGGAUACCCCAACAUCUUCGGUUUCUUUCCUUUCUUGGGCGCACUGGUAAACGCAACGCAGCGUUCAUGGCGGGCGGUAAAAGGAUUUGCGGGUCAAAAAUAGAGUCUGGCAUAUGUUGUUCUUGUAGAUUGCCCUUGGAUAGGCGAACAUUAUCAUCACUGCGGG